AUGGCCUCCGCCGGAGGCUUCGGGGGGCUCUCUCUUCUCCUCGCGCUGUCGCUGUGCUCCGCGCUCGCAUCCACGGUCCACGGCGAGGCUCCGAGGAGGUUCUGGAUCGAGGACGACGCCUUCUGGAAGGACGGGGCGCCGUUCCAGAUCGUCGGCGGCGACGUGCACUACUUCCGCAUUGUCCCCGAGUACUGGAAAGAUCGCCUUUUAAGGGCUAAGGCACUAGGCCUGAACACAAUCCAAACAUAUGUUCCUUGGAAUUUGCACGAGCCGGAACCACAGAGCUGGGAAUUCAAGGGCUUCGCUGACAUUGAAUCGUAUCUAAGACUUGCUCAAGAAUUAGAAAUGCUCGUCAUGCUUCGUGUAGGUCCAUAUAUUUGUGGAGAAUGGGAUUUAGGGGGAUUUCCACCAUGGUUGCUCACCAUAGAACCAGCCCUUAAACUACGAUCAUCAGACGCAACCUAUCUUUCCUUGGUAAGCUGCCCAAAACAUCACCAAUUUCAGGGUUUUAUGUAUGAUACUGCCAUCAUUGCUUUGGGAUUUUCUGGAGCUAUUUUGACCAAGAUUGAAAAUGAAUUUGGUUCAUUUGGAGAUGACAAGAAUUACCUUCAUUACCUUGUUCAGUUGGCCAGACGAUAUCUGGGGAAUGACAUUGUUCUGUAUACAACUGAUGGGGGCACUACUAAUACCUUAAAGAAUGGAGCAAUUCUUCAAGAUGAUGUCUUCGCUGCUGUUGAUUUUUCAACUGGUGAUGAUCCAUGGCCAAUAUUCAGAUUACAGAAGAAAUACAACUUACCGGGAAAAUCAGCCCCUUUAAGUGCGGAAUUUUAUACCGGAUGGCUAACACACUGGGGUGAGAGUAUUGCAACAACAGAUGCCAGCAGCACAGCUAAAGCUCUUAAAAGUAUUCUAUGCCGCAAUGGUUCUGCUGUACUCUAUGUCUGUAACGAGAGCCCCUUUAUCACUGCAUUUCAUUUACAUUUUAGUUUUACUAAUUCUGUUUUUCAUGAGAUCUGUUUCCAGAUGGCUCAUGGAGGGACAAAUUUUGGGUUUUACAAUGGAGCAAAUACUGGUCAAACUGAAUACGAGUAUAAGGCAGACCUUACAUCUUACGAUUAUGCAACAUUGAGAAGAGUAAUACAUGAAUGCACUGGCACUCCUCUGCAUCCACUUCCUGCCGACAUUGAAAGAGCAAGUUAUGGGCUUGUGAAAUUACAAAAGGUUGCUUCUUUCUUUGACAUAUUUGAUAAGAUCUGUGAUCCACUGAAAGUGGCUGUUUCAGAACAGCCUCUGUCUAUGGAACUGACAGGCCAGAUGUUUGGGUUUCUACUGUAUGUGUCGGAAUACCAAGGAAAAGGUCCUUACAGCAUCCUAUCAAUUCCAAAGGUAGAAAAUAUGGGCCGUGUAAAUUAUGGGCCAUACAUUUUUGAUCAGAAGGGGAUAUUAUCUACUGUUGAAAUAGAUGGUGUGACUCUCCAUCACUGGAAAAUGUACCCGUUAUCGUUCAAUUUACUGGAAAACCUUUCGAAAUUCCAACCAAUCCAGCAGAUCACUGAUGCCAGAGCUAGCAAAGUGUCCAGUCAUGGUGGUUCACAAAAUAAGCUACGUGAUUUGUCAUUCUAUCUAAAUGGCAAAUCAGAAGAGCCAGAAUUUUAUGAAGGCCAUUUCCACAUUGACUCCAAUAGCACGGUAAAGGAUACAUUCAUAUCAUUCCGUGGUUGGAACAAAGGGGUUGCUUUUGUGAACAACUUCAACAUCGGAAGGUUCUGGCCGGUAAUGGGACCACAGUGUGCUCUUUAUGUUCCUGCUCCAAUCCUCAGAUCUGGAGACAACAUUGUUGACAUGCUCCGGGACCCGGCGGGCAACGUAAGUAAGCUGGCGGAGUUCAUGGGGUGCGCGUUCUCCGACGGGGAGGAGGCCGCGGGGGUGGUGCGGGACAUCGUGGAGCUCUGCAGCAUCGACGCCUUGAAGAACAUGGAGGUGAACAAGAAUGGUGGUCAAUUGUACGUGAAGAACGAGUCCUUCUUCCGGAAGGGGGUCGCCGGCGACUGGAGGAACCACUUGACGCCGGCGAUGGCUGCGCGGCUGGACAAGAUUGUCGAGGAUGCACUCCAAGGGUCGGAGUUCACCUUCAACGCCAUGGCUGACCGGUAG
Messenger RNA from Triticum turgidum subsp. durum (durum wheat), 2154 nucleotides. NCBI's taxonomy places the organism in Eukaryota, Viridiplantae, Streptophyta, Magnoliopsida, Poales, Poaceae. The record is from the annotation of a GenBank genome assembly.